CCCGUUGUCCAGAGAUGGGACACUAGAUGGGUAGGACUCUCAGUUGCUACAGAGAAUUCUUUUGCAAGUGUCCGGCUGGCAGGUCUUGCUGAUAUGCUCAGGGUUCAACUGACGGCCAUAUUUGGAGUCGGGAAGGAAUUUUUCCCUAGCUCACAUUGACAGAGACCCUGAUAGGUUUUUGCCUUCCUCUGCAGCAUGAGGCACGGUCACUUGCUGGUUUGAACUAGAGCAAAUGGUGGAUUCUCUGUAACUUGAAGUCUUUAAAUGAUUACUUGAGAACAUCAGUAACUAAGCCAGAGGUUAUGGAUUUAUUACGGGAGUGGGUGGUGAGGUUCAGCGUCUUAUGGUGUGCGGAAGGUCAGACUAGAUGAUCGCCAUGGAUGCUUCAGGCCUUAAUAUCUAAGUCUAAGGGCAUUUAGCAAGUCUGCAUCAGAGCUGAUAAAAUCCAGGUCUGUUGACUGUCAGUUUUGUGCUCUAAUUAGUAGAGACAUUUUUGGAAAACAAUGAACAGUGGAAAAGCAGAGAGAGAUUUUACAGAUUUUUCUUACUUGAACAGGAAACUGAAAUUCAUUUGCAUUUUCAGCCAAAUCUCCCAGCAUGUGCUUCUUGAAGGGUAUAUAUAUGAAGCAAAGGAAGAUACCUCCUCUCUUAAGAAAAAGCUCCAUAAAAAUAAAGUACUUGCUGUCUUCUGAAAUUCCUGCUUUCCAUUUCACCAAGGUCUCACUUAGGGAAAUAAAGCUUUUCCUCUUUGGAUAGGGCCUAAGAGAGAAGAGCACAAGUAUGACAAUGUGGCUGCCAGGUCUCAAUACAAAAAAGAAUUAGUAUCCAAGAGAAUUCUUCUGGCAGUGUGUCUAACUUUGCCUAGUUCUGUUGUGAGGAAAAUAGAAAUGUGAUGCACUGAAAGAGCAGAGUGCCUUUUUUUACACUGCAUACAAGGUUUUAGAGUAUUAUAAUAAUUUUUAUUGAUGGUAGAAUUCUCAGAUAAUUUACAGAUGUUACCCUUUUAAGGAUUAUGUUCCCAUGAAGAUUUAAAAUAUAUUAAUGUUGCAUUCUUAUUUAGCUUUCUUGAAUAUUAGUUUUGUGCAUCAUAAAAGUUGCAGCAUACUAUAUUUGGAGCUCUGUGAUCUCACAAGUGAAUAAUAUGACUUCAUUAAUAUGUAGUAAGAGCUUUUCUCUUCUGUUGUGUCCUGCACGUGAGGAUAUCAAAGCAUUAUACAAACAAUCAUUUAUUUUUGGAGCACCCUCUGAGGAAGUAGAUGGUAUUAGUAGGGAACUGGAGCCACAGAGAAGCUACAGGUUUAAUAAAUUGUCCACUAAUUUUGUUUGCCUCAAUUUUUGGCACCCUACUUGAAACAUUUUAAAGGGGUCUGAUUUUGAGGUUCGGAUCACCCACAGCUCUUAAUGACUAGGUGCAGUGGUGGGUGCUAAGCAUUUUUGUCAGACCCCAAUUGUUUCCAGCUGGGCAGCCAAAAUUAGUGGCUGCUUUUGAAAAUUUGGGCCUGAGGAAUCAUUGUCAGACUUGGGAAUUCUGUAGAACCAAGAACUCCUGAAUCUGUUCCUUGCUGUAACUACAGGAGACGCUCCCUCAACUUAAAAGUGUUAGAAAAAAUCCAUGAUGAGGAUGAAUUUGUGCCCAGUAUAUGAGAGAAAGAAACAAAUUGGAGUAAGUCCAUGGGUAUCUUUAUUAAUGUUUUGUUCUCUUUCCUUGCAGGAGAACCAUGUCCAUGACAAGCUGGUACCUCAUAGUUUGCUUCAGAAAGACUUUGUGCCUUUCCUGUUGAAUUUUUUAAGGGAACAGACUAGUCAGAUCUUGACCAAUGGGCCCUCUACCCCUGCUAAAACCCCAAAUUCUAAGGUCCUCAGGAGCUCAGCUAGCCAUGAGAGUCAAAAGACAGGGUCAGAAAGAAGGGCAGGCAACUCAGCAGGGUCAUGCAGCAGCCGAAUGCAGCUCUUUUCCCAGAGGACCCCUGCUAGCUCCUGUACCCCAGGUGCUAGUUUUCCCUCCUCUGCUGCAUCAAGUGGCUCUUCUGCCUUUACUGGGUCAAGCUUGUCUGGCCUCGGCAGUGAUUUCCCCAGCACCAGCCCAAGCUUUGGUUGCAGCCCUGUGUUCAACCACAGCGAGAAACGUUCAUCUCAGAAGGCCAGUUUGGGCAGCUUCCUUAUGCCCACACCAGAUGUCCAGCCAGUGAGGCGAGGAAGAAGAAAAGGCUACAAUUCUGCCAAUGCCGCUGGCCGGCAAGUAGCUCGGGACAUAGGGCGAAGCCUCACUGAAGAGGAGGAUGGGAAGGGUGACAGCACAUCGUUGAGUGGCGGGAGGAGGAAACGGAGUGAGGUGGGUCCUACCUCAGCCAAUUCCCCACCUGAUCAGCUGAACCUCAACAACUUGGAGGAGUUCCCACCCAUGAGUGCUGCUUCUGGCUUGACAAACAAAAGCAAGCCAUCAAGACGAAUCAACCCAACUCCAGUGAGUGCUGAGCGCUCCCACUCAAAACCUAAGAUGUGUUUCACUUCCACGCCAGUCAGCCAGUCUCCAGCUGCUCGGUUUCCAUCUGGGACCAGUCUUGAGACCUUUGCUGCCAUCCAGGAAGGGAACGUUACCUCCAUAACUGGGAGCAGCCUUCAAGAGGAGAGGGAGAUGCUGAAGAAAGAACGAUGCAAGUUGCUGCACCAAACAUCUUCUCCUGCAGGCCUGUCUCUGGAUCCCAGUACACCUACCAAGCCUAAUUACAGUUGGAGUGGAAGUCUUGCUACUGAUAGUCAGCUAGUGACCUGUGCAGAUCUCAGUAAAGUUUCCUGCAAGAAACAGCUGGAACAGCUGGCUCAGCUCUAUUCAACUUGUAUAGCAGAAAAUCUGGUUCCAAAUAUUUUCCUGGAGCUCUUCUUUGUCCUGCAGCUGCUAACAUCCAAGGGCACAACUUCUUCGGAAGAUGGUGAGAAUGACCUGGAAUUCAAUCAAGGAUGUAAAGAUGCAGUACAUCGGCAGCAUUUUCGAAAUGUACACAACUGUGUUUAUUUUGCUGUGCAGGUCUUGGAUUGUCAGUUUGAAAUUAUUUCUCGUUUAGAAAAGGGGACAUUGAAACUUUUGGCUGAGAAUGAGCGGAUUGCAUCCUUUUCCCCUGGCUUGCAUGCAAGGCUUAUGAAAGCUUAUGAAAGCAGCACAGCCAAGGUGUCCCUCCUGCUGCCUUCGUCUGUCCAGUCCGUUUCUUUCCAGCCAGAAACGGACAAUCGUUCUAACUUUCCAAGUGACAGGGCUUUUCAUAUAUUUAAGAAGCAAAGGGACAUCUUUUAUGAAUUGUUGCGCGAGUGGGAAGAUAACCAUGAAAAACCAGGCUGGGACUUUGAAAGAGUUCUGGGCAACAGGAUCAGGGCUAUGAUGAAUCACCUCACAGCAGCCUAUAAUCACAGCCACUUUGCCAGGCUCUUUCAGAAACAGCUUAUCCAGAUGUGUAAAGGUCCUAUUGGUGGCACAAGUUGGGGAGAUACCCCAGACCAGGAUGUCCUUAAUAUGCUGGGUUCCGAUAACCUGAGCCGGCUGAAGAGGCUACAGGAGAGAUUUGUCGUUCCUCAGAGCAUCAGAGGGCCCUGCCCGCCCCCUGCCUUCCCAGGGUGCCAGCAGUUCUUCAGGGACUUCAUUCUCAGUGCAGGAAGCUACCAGUUCAACCAGCACCUGAUGGAUAGCCUGUGUCUAAAGAUACUCGAGCUGGAUGGCCUUACUUUGGUAGAGCAUGAACCUAGUGAUGGGGAGGCAGAUAUGGAUGAACAGGAUGAAAAAAAGCGUUUCACUGCAGCCCUGAUGACUCUCCGGCUCCUGGCAAAAUUUCUAGGAUUUCUUGUUUUCCUGCCAUACCAAACAGUGGAACCACCGAGCAGAGACUUGCAGGAGUCUGCAGUGGCAUUAAGGAACCAAACCCUGCCUGUAUUGGAUGUAUUGAAGCUCCUGAGACGAUCUAUCUUGAACCGACGUACUAUCCUUACCGUUCCUUGGAUUGUAGAGUUCCUCUCCCUUGUGGACCAUUUUGCUCCAUUCCUUGACUACUACAGGAGGGUAUUUUCCCUCUUGCUGCAGCUGUACAGAUGCCUGGUUCUUUCUGAAGAUAAGGAGAUGAGUUUCCUAAACAAGCUACUGAUACUUGCAGUGCUGGGCUGGCUUUUUCAGGUCCCCUCAGUCCCAGAGGAGUUGUUCUUCACCAGUGAAGUCAAACAGGAGGGGUUGAUGAGGGACACUAUGACAUCUGCUCAGGCUUUGGAUUCUGUGCCUUUGGUGGAUCAGCAGUUACUUUAUACCUGCUGUCCCUUCCUUGGUGAACUACGGAAGCUGCUGGCUUCCUUUGUGGCUGGCAGUGGAGCUAAGAAUGGUGGCUUUAUAAGGAAAAUAACCCCAACUGCUGCAGAGUCCUUGGCACCUAAACCUUGUGUCACACAGCAGAAAUUGCAGGAGGAGCUGGAGCAGGCCUUCUUCCACAACCAGCCUCCAUCUCUGCGGAGAACAGUGGAAUUUGUGGCAGAGAGGGUGGGAUCCAACUGUGUUAAGCACAUCAAGGCAACGCUAGUAGCAGAGCUGGUCAAAAGGGCAGAGGUCAUGCUGCAGGAUAAGGUAAAGGAAGAGGAUGCUAAUCAUAGCAAACUGCUGGACGAGGUGUGUGCUCAGCUGUACGAGGAAGGGGCGCAGGCUCUCCACAAAGGCAGAGAAUUUUGCAGGUUGAAAGGGCCUGAGGCUGUGAGAGUGCUGCUGCCAGAAGAGACGUCAGCAGCAGUUUUGAACAGUGCAGAGGACAUUGCGGUGGGAUUGGCUACUGAGAAGGCCUGCACCUGGCUGUCAACCAACAUCACAGCACUGAUCAAAAGAGAAGUGAGAACUACCUUUAAUCGGAUGUUGAGAGUCCAGGGGUCUUCCUUACCCAGUGAGGACGCACAGGGGGAGAGGAAAGGUUGUCCCCCCAACUGCCAGCACCAUGCUCCGUUCCCCUCUCAGAUCAUCAAUGAGAUCAAAGACGUGCUCUGUAUUGCUGUGGGACCCAGGGAUGAAGAUGAAGGAAUUCCCUAUGUCCAGCUGGAGUGCUUGCUGAAAAGACUGAGCCAAACGCUUCAGUGCAGAAAGUUCAUGUGUCCUACAUCGGAGCAGCAGCUGGCUAGGUGCACUGUAGAGUUGGCAUCUCUCCUAGUUUCAGAUCGUGUUCCUAUCCAGGGCCUUAAGCCUCAGACCCAGAAGAAACCUGAAAGACAACGAGGGAAGAAGAAUGCUAUCUACGGCCUUCUGAAAUCGCUGCUGUCGGUUUGGAAGGAAGACUUUUGGACACCUGUUCCUGUUCAGCUGAUGUUCAGCAGGAAGAAUGUCGGCUACAUUGCAGAAGUCGAGCGACAUGAGUGGGAUUUGUUCCUGUUUAUGCUUCGUGGUCUUGUUGACCAUGAUCUGAUGGGAAAUGCAGAGAUAGAGAGCUGCUUGCAUAGCCUCCAAGAACUUCUCUGGUCCUCAGAUUUCUUGGAAGAAUUGGAAACUAUCUCUAGAAUAUUUAUAUCCGAGUAUCAUGUUGCAGAACCAAGGACUAGGCCUUGUGAAUUGGUGAGACAACCAAGAGGUACUGUGGCAGCACAAAGCUAGUGCAGAUAAUCUCUGUAUGGAUUAAGGAACUGAGGCGAACUCGACAUGUGGCAUUCGAUAAUGCUGCUGAGUCCAUGCAGUAAGCCCCUUGCUUGGAUCACAAUGCAUUGAAAGGUUACUUGUGCAAAAACUGCAUCAAACUUUCCCUUGAAGGAGGGUCACUAGGUGUGACAGGAACACACAUCCCUCAAAAGAUUUGGAGGGGUUUACAUCUGCAAAUGGAAAAGCUUCUAAGAGUUGCUCUCUAAGUUUGGAACUCUUAAGAACCUGACCGUGGUUCACAGCUGAUGAUCUACGCUUGUAGUGGAAACACAUCUCGUACUCCUGCAGCAAGAGGCUCUGACCAGAGUCUGGAAUCCAUUCUCAUGCACAAAAUCUGCUACGUUGCUGGAGGGAUUUCUGGUGGUUUCCCAAGGUGCCAUCUCUUAUCUUAACUUAGUGUGAUUUCUUAUAGACUCUCUUAGAAAAUACGCUGUGCCACCAGGAGAGGGAAUAAGUCAAACUAUAGCCCAAGGAGAUGAACGGAUAUUUAUUUUUCACCAUGAGCUCAAGCUUGAAGGUUUGUUUUUUAAAUUUUUUAAGACUCAUUUUAAAAGUAAAAUCACAAAAAAAAAAUAUUUUGGAGCAUUGGAUCAGAUAUUAUUUUAAAGGACAUUCAUGCUUAUGUUUGUGUCUCACUUAACAAAAGCAGCACUUGUAUUUCAUGUUUUUUAUAGAAUUGAGGGGGAGAUUAUCUGGUUAUCUUUUUUACUGGGGAGAUCUGACAGUAUUUUAAGAGGCAUUGUUUUUGUAGUGUGAGCAUAAAUGCCAUGUAUCUGUUACUCACUGUCUUUAAAAUCCUUAUUGCCUUGAGUUUGGGGUUCUUCCAUAGAAAUACUUGUGUGUCAUAAGCUCAGACUAGAGUAACUAGAUUGAAAAUGUAACGGAACUCCCAUGAAGUAGCAUCACUAGGCUGUUGGAAGGAAGCAGUCCUAUUCAUGGCAUGUCCAUCCUCACGGAUCCACCUUAAAAGGGGAACUGCCAGUAUCUUAAAAUACAAUGUUCCAAGUGUUGAGUGACUAAUAUAUUGCUAAAAUCCAGUCCCCAUCAGAGAGUUUGCAUAGGAUUUGCCUCCCUGUAUAAGGAAGGAUUUUUUUUCUUUUGCCUAACAGGUUGAUGGACUGUCUUUUUUCCUCACUAAAUACAGGUUAUUCAAAAGUAAAUAUUGUGUUACAUAAGCAAGACAGCUAGACAAGGUGAAUCCUAGGCUGUUUGCUAAUGGCCAAUGGCCAUUUCUAUUGCUAAUUAACCUAUCUCUUGCUGGUAUGGGUAGGAAUUCCUGAGGUAGAAAAUAAAAUGUCAAGGAGUUAAAUUGUUUUUUAAAAAUCAGAGUAACUACAUAAAUCUGGCUACUACUAAAUCCUAUUGGACAGAGAGAAAAUGAGGGAAACCAAAGAGGACAAUGUGCAUCUUGCAACUUUUUUGGAUAGUUUUGUCACCUACUCAGACUGGUAGGUGCUGGAUUGAAGGAGACUGCAGAUCCCAGGUAUCUAUCUUUUCAGUGUUUUUUGUUUGCUGUCAUCGUGCUCAGGUUGAUGUUCAGUAAUAACAUUAUCAUGUGAACAAAGUGUGUGGACAGGAACAGCUGCCGCAGUAUGAACUGAAAGAACAGGUGUGCUUCAUGCUACAGCACGCUCGCUCUUCAGGGCUCAGUAUAACAGGACCAUUUCACUGUUGAUAUCUCAGUGAAGCUGCCAGAUUUGCUAUAAUAAACAGAUUAUCAAAAUGCAGCCCUGUUUUGUGUCUGAACUGUAAGUAUAUAAAGCUAGAAGUGCACAGAGUUGCUCAUUGUUUUUUUUUAAACUGGUGCAAACUAAAGCACACAAGGAUGCCCAUCUCUAAGAAGCAUGGCUGGGGAGCUGCACUCAUCCUGUAAACACUCUGCAAAGCUUUUGUUGCAAUAGUGAAGUUGCUGGGUCUCUUUCAGCCAACUCAGGUGUAACACUGACUUUGCCAACACAUUGUCCCUGCGCUGGCUGGUGAGUUGUGUUGUUCACAUUACUUGUAAUCAGUUUUUUAUUAUUAACUUUCCCCAGCCCAAAACUGUUGGGCUGCACCUUUCUUCCUUGCCCUUUAGCCUUUGAUUUUUAAAGUUUCUUUUGGGGCAAUAACAAGCAACAUCUCUUUUUCCAUCUCUCCUCCCAUCUCUCCUCUGUUUUAUCUAGGCUCCUCCUGGGUAAGUCCACAAGUCAUUUUACAGUCAGUAUAACUGCAACAGAGCCUGCAUUCAUAUGAAGAUAAACUUAAGGAGCUGCAUGGUUCAUUUCCCAGACAGAUGGUUCCAGUCAAUUUUAGACAGGAGGACAUGAGUGUCAUUGCAGUAUUGGAUGCUCUCUGGAGUGCCAGGCUCCUCAACUUCCUUCAUCCUCUCUCCAAACUCCAGGAAUAAGAAAACAUUAAGCCAUUCUGAUGGAGCUAAUGGCAAUAAAAACUGUCCCAGGAAAGAGAUUCAGGGCACUGCUCUACUUUCUUCCUAGUGAGAGAAGGGUUAGGAGGAGACUGGGCCAUCCUAGACUUCAAAAAGAUCUCUCCAUAAUCUCUCCAGGAGACCUUUUCCACUGUUGGACCAGGAAGAGGUUUAUCUGCAUAAUCCCAUCAGAUGCUGUCAUUGGCAGUUUCUCUGGUUUGCCUGCAACAAUUGCUCCUGUCAGUACAAAAUGCUUCUCUUUUAUCUGUUAAUCCACAGGGCAUUGACAAAGCUACCGGCCUGGGUGAGGAGUCUAGGAAUUUAAUUAUACCUGUUCUUAGACUCCAUGCUAAUCAGGGCAUGAUCUUCGGAUACCUCCUAAGAAUGGUCCUACUGGUCAGACCAAGGAUCCAUCUAGCCCAGUAUCCUGUUUUCUGACAGUGGCUAGUGCCAGGUACCCCAGAGGGAAUGAACAAAACAGGGAAUCAUCAAGUGAUCCAUCCCCUGUUGCCCAUUCUCAGCUUCUGGCAAACAGAGAGAGACUACAAGAUCAAGAAACUGAGAUGUGUCAGUACCUGGCAUCAGUCCAUCUUUGUCUAUUCCUUCCAGUUGUUCUUGUCCUGUGUGAGAGUCUGCACAUGAGAGAGAACUUUGGAGGUUCCUCUGAUAGGCCUUGGCCUUUGAGGCAUCCUUAACAAGACAUGGAAAGGAAAGGAAAGUUUACCAUCCACUGAUUCAUUCCCUCAGUUGGUGGAAACAAGAACCCUAUGUGAUGGAAGGAUUCUUGCUCCACAUUCCUGAACACAGCUACACCAAUGCCAGCCUUUCAAGGUGGGGAGCCCACUUGGGGCACCACAAUACACAGGCGAUGCUAAAGGCCCAAAAAGGCUCCAGAACAUCAGCUUUCUAGAGAUGAGUGGUCACACUGGCUCUGCUGGACAUAUAGAACACAAUAACCUUGGUAUAUAUAAAGUGAGAAAGGAGCAUAAGGAGGUGAAGUCUAAAUAUCACUGUAGUCCAGGUGUUUUCCUGAGCACAAGGUCAUAUUGCCUCCAUUGUGGCCAUCCACCUAAUGAAGCUGCUGAACAUAACAGUAGGCUAGGUAAAUUGUCAGCACCUAUGGCCCCGAACCUAUAAAUGCUCCAGCUGAUAUCCAAGGAGCUAGGCCACCUUAGAUGGGACCUAUUCAUGUUCAGGUGAAAUGUCAAGGUGAAAAGCUUACCUCAUCAGGCAAAGACCAAUGGGAUUAGAUGCUGUGGAGUUCACAGAUGGCCAUAUCAGCUUCUCCAUGCUUUUCUCUCCAUUUCCACUACUGGGAAGAAUUAUGAAAAGAUGAUAGAAGAACUGUUCCUCUCAUUCCAGAUUCCUAAGCCAUGAUAUUUACAGCUAUUGGACCUGACCCAAAUCCCUCCGCUCCGUUUUCCCAGCAGGUAGGAUUUUCUGGCCCAGAACCUGUUCCUGAGUCCCAGUCCAGAUUACCUGAGUUUGACAUCAGCUCUUGAGUGGCAAAUCCUAAACAAGAAAGAAUAUCCCUCUAAAGGGCGUCCCCUGCUUUUCACAGGCCUUUCGCUGCAUUAGCCUAUAUAAGAGUAUAGACACGAUUCCUUUAAUGGUGUCCAACUACAAGGAUCAAAGACCCAGGAAACCAGGUCUUCUGGAUAUCUUUCAGGAUAGCCUAGAUGUUGGUGUAAGGCCUCCCACCAUCUCAUCUUGUCAGCACUAAACAGUGUUACAACCUCAGGCUCCCUUAGUGGUAUUGAGGUUCCUUUGGGCAGCACUUCUAUUCAAACUAACAGCCAGGCCUGCCUUUUCCCUACCUGGGUUUUACAGCAGAUUUUCAUGGCUCAAUCUGAUCAAUUUUUUCUGUUGAAGACCUGCUUCCUGUUUGCAGUCCUGUCAGCAAGAAGGGUCCAUGAAACUACAAGGACAAGUUAAUUCUUCCUUCAUUCUGGCCAAAACUUCAUCCUCUGAAAGCAUCAGGGUGCAUGCUUCGUCCGAGAAAAGUAUUUACUUGAGUGUUGCACACUUGUAGCUUGUGUAGAUAAUUUAUUCCACAUACCAGGAACUCCUUGCAUCCCUACAAGCACCGUGUGCGCCAGCACCUUAUCCCCUUCUAUUUCAGGAACUUCCUGCAACUCCCCCACUCUCAGGGCUUUUGUGUGCCCAUUACCCCCUCCUCUGUGUGAGGGUUGGUCCCCCUUAAUCCCAACAACCACCACUGUCACCAUCAAUGACUACUACUUACUUUAGGGAUGGGGCAGAUUUUCUCUCCUGUCCUGCAUCUUCCCCUCCCCACCAUCAUUCUUCAUGUUCCAAUGGCCUCUGCAAAACGUCCUUAUUUCUUUUCUGGGACUGAUUUCACCCUCCCUGCCCAAGGUACAUUCUUUGGGUACCUAUACCAUGGCUUCUUGAGAGUCUGUGUAUAUAGCUAUCAUACUUUGUAUUUUUCAGGAAUUUAUGUAAAACUGUGUUCCUAUACAGUUUUAGAAGCUGUUAUGAGGAGGCGCCAAGCCUUAUGAAGAAGUUGAAGUGCAUCCGGUAUUUGCAGGAAGACAGGCACAGCCUAAUUGUCUCUGACUGGCCUGGCCUAGAAAAGAAAUAAUCAGGUAACAGACUUUCAAUUUUCAGUCUGCUCUCUAGUGGGGUACAUCUAGUUCUUCUGUAGCUUAAGAUUAAAUAAAUCACCCAUUGAGCAUUAUGUUGAAAGCAGGGCCCUCAUCUUCAGUGUUGUAAUAGAACCUCAAUUACAAACAUCCUGGGACUGGAGGCUGUUUGUUCAGUUGUAAACUUUUGAAAGAACAUUUCAGAGUUACAGUGACUUAAACUUACUAUGCAGAAGGAAAACGCUGCUUUUUAACUACCUUAAUUGAAACGAAACCAGUACAGAAACAGUUCCUGUACCUUUUCAAAUCUUUUUUUAAAGGGAAAGUUUUUUUUAGUAGCUUACAUUUAAUAGUACUGCACUGUAUUUCCUCCUUUUGGGAGGGAAAGGGGAGUGUCUCUGCUAAUGCCUGAUUGCAUACUUCUGGUUCCCAAUGAAGUGUGGUUGACUGGUCUGUUCAUAAAUCUGGUGUUCUACUCAAAUGAAUCCAUCUGGAGUGAGUUACCAUAGGAUGGGGGGGAAAGGGAAGAGAGUGUAUGCUUCUCUUGGGAGGAACCCCUUCUGCCUCCUUUGAGUCUAGCUAAGCACAGGAAUGUCCUGCUCUCUCUCCCUCUCCGCUUUUCCUUACACAGGCAUUGGAGGCUCCAUGCCAGGGGUUUCAAACUCCAUUUACCUUAGGGCCAGGGCCAGUCCUCAAAUCCUCCCAGUGGGCCAAUAAUGUCACUGAAGAUGGUGUUCAGAAAAGAAAACAUUCAUAUUGUAUUUUUUAUUUCAAA
This is a messenger RNA of Trachemys scripta elegans, 11423 nucleotides long. It is a transcript of the gene CDAN1, whose product is annotated as codanin 1. Gene Ontology annotation, cellular component: nucleus. Bases 1613 to 5599 code for a protein of 1328 amino acids. The record is from RefSeq and is a predicted model, not a curated record. The transcript has 27 exons. Gene Ontology annotation, biological process: chromatin organization. Lineage: Eukaryota; Metazoa; Chordata; Testudines; Emydidae.